UCGCUGUUUAUUAGUUGUUGUUUUCGCACCAAUUUCGCUGUGCUUAUUAUUAUUAUUAUUUUUUAUUUUGGAGAUUCUCACAAACUAUAAUUUUCCAUCACUUUCUUGCGAAUGUUAUGCUUUUUUCUCAGUCAUUCCAUUUCUGAUUAAUGAUCACCAGAUUCUGUUCCUUUUUUCUUCUUUGAGAUUUUUUUUUUCCUUUUUUUUUUUUUUGUUUUUUAAAUUGCAAUUGAGAGCUUGAUCGUGCCGAGUAUUAGCGUUGACCUUGGAUGAUUAUAGCGAAUGAAAAUCCACGAUGAGUUUCAGAGUUUGAAUUUUAGGUUUUAGCUUUUUUUUUUUUUUUUUUUUUUUUUUUUAAGUUUUUUUGGGGCAUCGGAAAAAAUGGAUUGGAUAGGCCACGAAUUACAGUAGAGUUGCGAUUUGUGGGUUGAAUAUAUUGAUAUUAGGUUUUGGAUAGGUGGGGGUGUUGUUGAUGGAUACGGAUGGUACGGAUGGUAAUGGAUGUGAAGCAAAGCCUUUGGGAACCGUAGAGAAUACUAAUCAUACAGGGGUGGUGGCGGUCAAGCACGCUAAUGGAGACGACGACAGUGAAUCGAAUUCUUUGUUGCCUCCUCCGAGAGGAGGCAUGUCGAGAAAAUCCGAUAAAGUACGGAGGAAAGUACAGUGGAACGAUCGCAAUGGUAACAAGCUCGUUGAGGUUUUGGAAUUCGAACCCAGCGAUGUGAGUGACUCUGAUGAUGAUGAUUCAGAUUCUUGUAUGUGUACGAUAAUGUAGAUAAAAUUCACCACUCUUGUCAGGGAACUUCGGCUAUAUGAUUGAGGCAUUCUCUACAGUCUGAUUUGACUACUUUUUGAACAAACUGGCUCUGUUUUAACCUAGUCUUGCAAGGAUGGACGAAAAGUCCUGAGCUCAUGGCAAAGGAGUAUUUUGCGUUUAACAUCCAAGUCUAGAAUCAUUUCUUAGGUUGAAAUGAGGUGAACUUUCUUACAGGCAGAUGAAGCAGAGUGAACAAGCAGAUGAAGUGGAGUGAAUAAUCUUCAGGGUUCGAAGAUUAGGAUGAUGGCAGUAUAGUAUGUGUUCUACCACAUGUAACAUAUAGCAAAUCACCUUUUUGAUACUUAUGCCAUAUAUCUUAGUUUGUAUUAUAUAUAUAAUAUAUAUAGAUGUCGUUGGUACUUUGAUACUGAUACUUUUGUGUACUUCCUUUUUCCUUUUUUCCUUCAGGACCUGAAGGAAAUAGAGUCCAUCACUCAUUCUGGUUAUUAAUUUGUGAAUCAAAUAAUGUAUUUGAAGAAUGAUGGCAAUUUAUUCAUCAAGUUCUUUUACUUCUA
Ziziphus jujuba (common jujube) is the source of this 1332-nucleotide messenger RNA. RefSeq lists its product as uncharacterized. The transcript is spliced from 2 exons. Bases 473 to 775 code for a protein of 100 amino acids. Lineage: Eukaryota; Viridiplantae; Streptophyta; Magnoliopsida; Rosales; Rhamnaceae. The record is from RefSeq and is a predicted model, not a curated record.